CGAUGCAACGAUUGCACGCUCUAAAAGAUUUAUAGAUAAAUGCAGUUCCCGGUGAAAAUAGAUAAAUGCCAGUGCUCAUACAUUUUCUACACAUUUCAAUAGACGCAACCGCACCGGCUGGACACGGCCCGGGACUGGACAUCCGCGGUUUUAAUUCAAAAUGCAGUGCCGUGGAACUAUAGUCCUUUUGUGCUUGAGUGUGGCAGCUGUCACCGCGGAUUUAGGGGUCAGCCUCAAGCUCUUAGGCAGGGUGUACGACAGCUGCGAGGGGUCCCAGGAGAUCGUCAAGUGUUUGAAGGUCAAAGCCGCAAAGUUCAUCGACCGAGCCGCCCGCGCGGAUAACCUCCCCAUCGUGGAAGGAGUCUCUCUAGUGAAGAAUGAGGGCGCGAAACGGGCGUUCCCUGCUUCGCUACCUGAUGGGGACCUCAAUGCCCUCCCGUCGGACCAAGUCGACAAAUAUCUCCAUCUUGCUACUACGAAGCUUCUGCAGACGCACCGAGUGGUGAUAUCCCCGACGAGCAUUGGAGGCGAUGUGGGCAGAUCCAUGAACGAGGCGCGGAGUAAGCUAAAGAAGAUGAUUGGACCGAUCAUCGCUGGUGUUGCUAUCAAGGGUGGUUUCCUCGCUAUCGCGUUCCAGGCCAUCGCUCUGAUCGCCGGUAAAGCUUUGCUGAUUGGUAAGAUUGCUCUGCUCCUGUCUGCAAUCAUCGGUUUGAAGAAAUUGGUGUCUGGUGGUGAAGCCCAUGAAAAGACUACGUAUGAGAUCGUGAAGCACCCGCAAGUGUCUCAGAGUCACACGUAUUCCUCUUCCCACUACGGCAGCGACUUCGACGCUACAGGACCUGGAGGUCACUACAGGAGGAGUGUGGAAGACGAGGCGGCUGCCCAGGAUAGGGCAUACAGAGCCUAUUCAAUGAAGCAGUAGACGAUACUUUAGGAAGGUUGGCUUACGACUCCAAAUACAAAAUUUACAACGACGACGGCAUUUCAAGCAUACCCAAAGCUUAUUUUUGAAUAGAGACAAACAUAAUCACUAACUUAUUUAUUUAUGAAACACAUAAUUAAACGAUACUAAUAACUAUAAUACUACGUUAAUGUAUUUACUCAGUAGUUACUGUAACGAUCAUUUAAUCAAUAUUUAGUGGAUUAUUUUACAAUGGCAUUAUUUAUGAAACUGUAAUCAAAAUGUAAAUAAGUAAGAGAAAAAUUGACAUUAUAUUUAUGCAUAUUCGCGCGUAUUUAAGUAUUAGAUAGUAACUAAAUAUGUAGUAAUAAUUGCACCAAAUAUAAUGUUGAUGUAU
Molecule: messenger RNA, 1298 nt
Organism: Ostrinia furnacalis (Asian corn borer)
Lineage: Eukaryota; Metazoa; Arthropoda; Insecta; Lepidoptera; Crambidae
Gene: Osi11
Product: Osiris 11
Exons: 1
Coding region: 161-922 (253 amino acids)
Cellular component (GO): membrane
Source: RefSeq, a predicted model, not a curated record